AUGGGCACGUUUGUGUCGUAUGGCGUGCCGGACUCAUCGGCGCUGUGGGUAGCCUUUCGCUUGUCGCAAGCAUGUUCCGCGGAUGGGUGGAAGACACCAUCGCUUGCUGCACAGCUCGAGUUGUCCGAUUCUGCAUUUCUGCAUGACUCCGCCGUAAAUUCCGUUCGUGUUCGUGUGUGGGAUUCUGAACCUGCCUUUCUUCCGGUUGAGCUGUCAGAAAGGUUGUUCAUUGUUCGUCGAAGAUUGCAUCGAUACCGUAAUCGUGUAGAACGAUGUGUGAAAAUCCUAUCGGGUCUGGAAGGACGUGGGCGAAAGCCUACCGCAAGCAGUUUGGAGAAAGCGAAACUCGCUUUAGAAAAGGCCGAUGCUGCCCACGCCAGGGAGGAACAAAAGAUCAAGGAAAAGGAAGACAAAGAGAAAAGAAGUGCUGCAAAUGCCAGAGCGAAACUUGAGAAGAAAUUGGAGAAGGUUCAGAAACAGCGAGUACAAAAGUUGAGAAAGUCAACUGAGCGCAAGCGAAGGAAGGAGGCAUCUGCGGAGGCCAUGUUUAUGAAGAGGUUUGUGAAGCAAAAGGCGAUCGACCGUGUCAUCUCAGACUCCAAGGUCUCUUCCGCUGCGGCUGCAGUUGUUCCAAGCGUUUGCAACGUUCAUGUGUUUCCGGAUGGAACAGGGAGUACUUCGACCGAACAUCUCGGCGCAGUUCCUGCAAACGGAGAUAAGGACGCAAUGACCCUGUCCUGGUGGUUGCAAUCGGAAAUGGAAGCCCCAGACCGUUCAAGAAUGGACGAGAGGUUCACUGCCACGAGUAAUUCCGAGAAAGAGUUAGUGGCAUCCUCGGAUGGCGCGUUUAGGCAGCAUAUGCACCUUUGCGCACAGCGGCGGAAAAUGGCGGAAGGCAGGAUUCACAAGGUCUUGCGAGAAUACCGCGCGCAUCGUACCACUCAUCUCGAUGAUCGCAUGCCAAGAUUUACGAGAAGACGAGCAGAUGUUAGAGGACGCGGAAAGAAGGGGACGAUCAAGUUGUUGCAGUUUCAUGGUAACCAUCGGCCAGCAUUUUUCGGAGUGGACCCGCGGAAGGCAACAAAGGUUGGUCCGAGACGGCCUAUCCUCAAGGAACCGGACCUGGACUAUGCAUACGACAGCGGAGAAGAGUGGGAAGAAGAGGAAGAUGUAGAAGACUUAUUAGACAUUGAGGUCGACAAAGAAAGGGCCGACGAAGACGCUGAGCUGCGCAAAUUGUACGGGAGUGAUGAAGAAGAGGACGAUGACUUCCUCGAUGACGGCGAUGCUGACGAGGAUGAUGAUGACGACAAUGAUAGCAGCUGCGAUGGCGAGGCAGCUGGCGAAGGACAUGACGGGAAGAAGCCUGGGCAUGAGGUCAGCCUUCCGUCAUCUCUAGUGACUCAGACCGGUCCAAUUACUGAUGGCGAUGCACCUACGGAGAUGGUCGGAUUAACUAUCACAACGUCGGGUACCGGCAACAAGAGGGUGAACGCCUCAAAGGACGCGUCUAAUGAGAAUCUUCGAAAGAAGAGACGGCGGCAUCGCAAAUUCAAAUCUUCCAUUGUAAUCCAGGGUGUGUCAUUACCGAAAGCAGGCGAGCAGUCUCCCCUUGACUGCUACGCUGUUUCUUCUAUUGAGGGUGCGCCGAGAAUUCGCAUGUUCAACCCGUACAUCACCCAUGUCACCGAUUUCCUUCACGAAACCUCAAUGCCCAAGCCCGCCCCGAUUCGCAUCCCCCGGACAUCGCUUGAUGAAGGUGCGAAACACGAUCUUGCUGUUGUGUUAGUGACUGGCACCUCCAAAACGUCACGUGAUAACCUCGUGUUUGAGUUUUGCGAGCGGAGACGUUCGCAGGGCUUACCAGUGCCCCCGAAAAUAGAAGUUGUACGGGCCAUCAGAGUUCUUGCAACCAAUGAAAAGCGCAGCGGCGAUAGUCGCGCAGCCUGGCAUCUGAAUGAUCAAUUACUCGCUGCAAGAAUUCGUGAGACGCAUGGGGUAGGGAAGCAGUCGAGAGCAAAAUCUCCAGAAAAAGCGAACACAGCAGGCCAUGACAAUUCUCAUCCAAGGUGCCACCUGGCACCUCAUAUCAGCCCUGCUGCCCCACCGGAACAACAAGUUGUUAGUCCCCCGGAAACCGUCCCGGUUCGUGCACCUCAGUCGGCGCAACCGCUUUUCACAAAACCCACCCCAUUUAUAGGCGACCGAAAGAGUGACGUUAGAUAUGCUAGUUCUCCGACCACAGAGUAA
Molecule: messenger RNA, 2250 nt
Organism: Chondrus crispus (carragheen)
Lineage: Eukaryota; Rhodophyta; Florideophyceae; Gigartinales; Gigartinaceae
Exons: 1
Coding region: 1-2250 (749 amino acids)
Biological process (GO): nucleosome assembly
Cellular component (GO): CAF-1 complex; nucleus
Source: RefSeq, a predicted model, not a curated record